CAGGAAAGGGUUGUCUAAACCUUACCAGUAGUUUUGUUGUUGUUGUUGUUGUUGUUGUUGUCGCACAUCGUGACGUCACUCUGACCCGUCCACUUCCAGCAUCACCCAAGAUGGCGACCGUAGAGAGCGGAGAGAAGGAUCAUUGGAGCGAAAGUAUUAAAUAUGUCCUAUAAUACAAUAGUACAGUGGUAGUUCUGGUCAAAAACAACAACCCGAGGUAGUGUCAUUGGAGAUACUGUUCUUAUAUUGUAUAAAAUACGGAUUUUAUUGAGCCUUUAAAGAACAUAUCGUUCAGUUGCCAGUGAUCGACCGCGGAGCCCCAAGCUACUGUGUCGUCACUGUGAAACCACUACACUCUACACACUCUAAACUCUCCACAUCACACUCUAGACAACAACACAACUACUCCCUACACACUACACUCUACAAACAGGUAUACUCUGCAGCACGCUCCUCCAAACAACACAGCCCUCUACUCCACACACGUCUUCAGUCUACACCCCCCCCCCAGGGGGGCGGUCAGGCAGGGUGGCCGCGCGGCUGGCUGCGUGGAGGGCCGGGCUGAUGGAGAGCGACUGCCGGAUCCCGAUGGCGUGUUUCAGACCGCGGGCCCUGGCUCUGCACGCCCUCUUCUGGGGCCUGGUGUCUCUCAGAGUGUUUGGGGCCAGUCUCCUGAGUGAUGAGAAGACCGCAGGUAAACAUCUCGUCACUUCACCUACAAGACAUACUACCAGGGCCUCGGACGCCCCCUGCUGGCAGCUGGAGGACUUUGUGGUGACGGUCGAGUGUUCUCAGUGCAGCACCAAGCCCUGGGCGGCCUGUGAGCAGACGGGCUACGUGGAGACGGUGAACUGCUCCAAGUCCAACAGAGAGGAGUACAAGAGCUGCCGCUCGGCCCUGAUGGAGGAGGUGCUGUUCUGGAGGAUGGAGGGGGUGGUGCUCGGCCUCAUGGUGCUGCUGGCGCUGGUGGUGGUCGGCCGACAGCGGUCCCUGGACCGCCUCGCCUCCGAGAAGGUCCGCCGCCAGAUAGAGUCCAUCUAGAGGACCGGGACCCGGACCUGGACCAGAGCCAGGACCCGGACCCGGACCGGGAACCUGGACCCGGACCUGGACCAGAGGCAGGACCCGGACCAGGACCGGGAACCUGACCUGACCUGACCUGGAUCCAGACCGGGACCUGAACCUGGACCCGGA
This is a messenger RNA of Gadus macrocephalus (Pacific cod), 1194 nucleotides long. It is a transcript of the gene jtb, whose product is annotated as jumping translocation breakpoint. The record is from RefSeq and is a predicted model, not a curated record. Gene Ontology annotation, cellular component: membrane; spindle; cytoplasm. The coding region runs from base 565 to 1041 and encodes 158 amino acids. The transcript has 6 exons. NCBI's taxonomy places the organism in Eukaryota, Metazoa, Chordata, Actinopteri, Gadiformes, Gadidae. Gene Ontology annotation, biological process: mitotic cytokinesis.